Molecule: messenger RNA, 2190 nt
Organism: Neospora caninum
Lineage: Eukaryota; Apicomplexa; Conoidasida; Eucoccidiorida; Sarcocystidae
Product: putative phosphatidylserine decarboxylase proenzyme
Exons: 9
Coding region: 1-2190 (729 amino acids)
Biological process (GO): phosphatidylethanolamine biosynthetic process
Cellular component (GO): mitochondrion
Molecular function (GO): phosphatidylserine decarboxylase activity
Source: RefSeq, a predicted model, not a curated record
AUGUUGAAUCGUCGUGUUAUUCGCAUUGGCACCGGCCUCCCCAGCAGUACCCCACUCUCUCAAGUCGCUAAAGGACGACUCCUUCUGUUUGUUCGCAAAGUGACACCGACGUCGUCAUGCAGAGGUGCUGCACUGGAUCCCAGGCCUCUGUUUGGCGUGCCCAAAGUGGGUUUACAGGACAAAUACACCCUUCAUGUCAGUAUGGACGUGUUGGGGCUGACCCCGAAAGACCCAUCCCAACAGGGAGAGGCCACAACGCCGGCGGGUGAGCGCGUCUCCAGUUACCAAGCAGCUCAAAUCCUCCUGGAAGGAUUGCCGAGCUUCGCCAUCGGCGACUUUGGCAGUGCAACAGCAAGCCUGAGAAAGCGACCCAGGAAGGCACGCGACGCAUCGCUCGACAGAAAGGUGUAUACGCCAUCUGCCAGUCAAUUGGCCCUGCUCCUUCCCUCGACGACGUAUUUCGGCGUUGACGUGACCUCUGUUGAGGAUGCGACUUUCCGGAUUCCGGUCUCUACGGCUCGUCUCGUUCCCUCCUCUUCCAUGUCGUACAUAUGUACCGGAUCUCAGAGCCACAGAUUAACCCACACAGGCAUGAACACGUUGGAGGAAGGCGUCAGGGGCCUUGGUAAAAAGAACAAGGUCAAUGCAGGUGCCGAGCUGCUUCUCAGUCUUCUCGCUGCUCGAAAACCUGUAGCAGGUGUAAGCGAACAAGAUCCGACAGUCAUUCUACUUCAGCUUUGGCGCCACCCUGACGGCUCGGAGACCUGGCAAGAGACCCCGCUCAUUUGGGAAUUUCCAAACACGCUCGAGGCAUUCGAGGAAGCAGUCGAUAUGGAGGAGGCCUUCAGCAUGAGUGACCCAGACAGCCGUCACUCAGCGGCAGAGUUUCGCAACUUGCAAGAGUUUUUCACCCGGCCUAUCAAUUACAUGAUCUAUCGUGAUAUGGAUCCUCGAGCAUCCAUCAUGUCUCCGGCGGAUUCCCUAGUCCAAAACGUCUACGCUAUUCGUCCCAAUUCUCAGGGCCUGAUCACUCACCAAAUUAUUCCGCAGGUGUCCCGCAAAAAUCUGGAGUCCGGUGACUUGCUUCAAAAGUACGAGAGGACGGCGCUGGUUGGGCACUGGGACCCGGAGAACAAAGGCCAACAACUGUUCUUCUCUGUGACCAUGGUGGCGGCGAUGUUCGUCGGAGGUCUGCAUCUCUCGUGGGAAGAAGAACCCCUUGGUGCCCAGAUGCGGUUAGGCUCCUGCACCAGAUACACUGAGACCUUCGAGAAGCAAGUCAACGUUCCGCUGUGCGCAAGUCAGGAACUUGGAGCGUUCCGUUUUGGAAGCACGGUUGUCAUGAUCUUUGAAGCACCCGGUGACUUCGAUAUGACUUCUCUCGGCCAGUGCUCCCACGUCGCGGCAGGCCAACCAGCGGGCUAUCUGGGACAAGGCCUGAGAAGGCCCCUUCAGGAGAGAUGCAACGCGUUUCGAGGAAACUUCGAUUCAUCUUUCCAGUUCUUACAGCACCUCAAAAAAACACCGGACCACGAUGAAGUUUUGAAAGAAAACACACUCGCUCCUCGUGCAUGGCGUGAGGAACCCGGGCGUGUGUGGAGGGAGAUUGUCCGCGCAACUGAACGUGGUCUUCUCUACGGUUUCCCUCUUUCGCGCUACCUCUUAAACCGAUGGGCUCUGCAAAAUGACAACAUGGGUGAAGUUGUGCUGGGGCAACCAGCAGUUCUACAGCAAGGCGUCGACGGCAGCGAUGUCGUCAUUCGGGAGGGAUUUCGAUGCUUUGCCACCCAAAACAAGACGCAGAUGCGUCUGGAGAUGAUGGGACGGCAAAGCCAAGUGUCCCUCUUUGUGAGGGUGAGCCAGGAUGAGCAGUUGCUUUUUCACCAUCCCUUUUAUGGUUGCACUGGAAACGAAAAGCUGGGCAAGCUUGUCCAGGGGAUCCAUGCGUCCUGGACGCUCCAACCUGAACACGCCGUGCUGCUCACGCUCAAGGUGUCCACGGGAAGCAAACAAGAUGACGGCCGCACUCUACGAGUAGUGAAUUCGACGAUUCUGGUUCAAACGGAGCCUUGCCAGGGUGGCUGGGAAGACAGCAGAGUCGGGACUACUUCGACAACCUGUGUGGUCCGUACAGUUGAGAAGCGGGAGGACUCCAGUUCGGAGACUGCGCUUACCAAUGAGGAUCUUUGA